Messenger RNA from Conger conger (European conger), 991 nucleotides. It is a transcript of the gene polr2h, whose product is annotated as RNA polymerase II, I and III subunit H. The record is from RefSeq and is a predicted model, not a curated record. Lineage: Eukaryota; Metazoa; Chordata; Actinopteri; Anguilliformes; Congridae. Gene Ontology annotation, molecular function: DNA-directed RNA polymerase activity. Gene Ontology annotation, cellular component: RNA polymerase II, core complex; RNA polymerase I complex; RNA polymerase III complex. The transcript is spliced from 6 exons. Gene Ontology annotation, biological process: DNA-templated transcription. Bases 366 to 818 code for a protein of 150 amino acids.
CCAUGCUAGAGACUGAACACGUGUUUUUGUGAAACAUUCGUUUCCGGUGCAGUAUUGUUCGCCCGGAACUAAAAUUUCAUCAGUGUUGGAGGCUGAAAAAGUUUCAGCACGUUGCAGAAUGAAUGAAUGAAACCUUUUUGGAUGCUGUUUUGUUAUGAUCUUAGAUUUCACUAGCAACUUGUGUGUACUGAAAAAACAAAACGAAAUAAAACAAGCUUUAGCUAAGCCAAGACCGACCUGGAAAACUAGAUUGCGGAGAAAGGUAUCUUUCUAAUUUAGCUAGUACUUGCUUCUCAAUUGAGGAUAGAAGAGCAACACCUAUACCGCAGUCUUGUGGAGUUGUGUGGCCUUGAAUCCGAGAAGACAUGGCAGGAAUCCUGUUUGAGGACAUCUUUGACGUGAAAGAUAUCGAUCCUGAUGGGAAGAAGUUUGACAGAGUGUCACGUCUACAUUGUGAGAGUGAAUCUUUCAAGAUGGACCUCAUUCUUGAUGUGAACAUUCAGAUCUAUCCUGUGGACCUGGGGGACAAGUUUAGACUGGUGAUAGCGAGCACCUUGUAUGAAGACGGCACACCGGAUGAUGGAGAGUACAAUCCUCAGGAUGACCGGCCAUCCAGAGCGGACCAGUUUGAUUAUGUGAUGUACGGCAAGGUGUACAAGAUCGAAGGAGAUGAGACUUCAACAGAGGCUGCCACACGUCUUUCUGCCUAUGUGUCCUAUGGGGGAUUGCUAAUGCGACUGCAGGGGGAUGCCAACAACCUGCACGGGUUUGAAGUGGACUCUCGGGUCUACCUUCUCAUGAAGAAGCUGGCAUUCUGAACCCUGUCCUCUGGACAGCGUCUUCCUUUCAGUCUGCCCGACGCUUCUCGCCUUCAGAAUGACAAGUGGAACGUUUUUCAGCUGCAGUGGACAUCAAAAGAAGCAGAAGUGUAUAGCUGGGUAGCAGGGAGAUGUUGAAUGUGCCAGACAUGUAAAUAAAGAUUUCCAUUUUU